UCCCCCUUCUGAACGGCUAUGUCGUAAUUAUUCAUUUUUAUUGCGCACUGGUAGCCACGCAAACCGCUUUACGUAGAACCGACUCAUGAAGCGUUCCUAAGGCUGAUUGCAAAAGCAGUGCCGUCUAUUGCUCGUCUGCUUACCGUCUGCUACUCGUCUGCUUCCUUCCUAAUCGUCUGCUACCGCACCGGCCUCGGCGCUGUUCUCGUCGCCGGCGGCAACGCUCCGCGCUUGCCCGUAGGGCCAUGAAGAUGGACAAUGAGCGCGGCGCAUCGACGCAGCCUGCCGCAGCGCCGGCCGGCCAGGCAGCCACAGCUCUGGCCGGUGGAGGGAACACCAAGAACAACAACAACAACAAGGACACUGGUGUCGCGGGUGUGGACACCAUUCAGGACGGGAACGCCGUUCGACACCGCCAAGGCCAAAAUAUACGAGACCAAGCGGCACAAGAAGAUCGUGCGACUCAUGACGGUCAUGGCGUACGUUCUCUCUGUCUCGCUCGCGGCGAUCGUGCUGUCGUUGUACUACGUCUUCCUCUGGGACCCCAACAUGCGGUCCGAGCCACUCCAGCAAGACCGCGAGACGCGUCGCAACACUGCGUUCGCACAGGCGUCGUCUGCUACGAACGAGACGGACUGUUCGCAAGUGUCAUCUACUUCGCAGAAUGUGGCUGCCGGAGUUCAGCUGGCGCCUACCAGCACGGCAACGGCGGCUACAAACAAUGAUGAACCAGCCGUCAUAGACGCUACGGUGGGCUACGAGGACGUAGUUGCCGAGGGCUCGGCGUCUCCUUCGGAGAUCUCGCUCGGCGAACUAGCCGACAACGCGACGGACAACGCGACGUCUUCCUGGGUUGAGGAUGGCGGUGCUGCCGUGUCGUUUACGGCGUCGUCUUCUUCCGCCGACGUCCCGGAAGACAGGUCCACCACUCACGUUGAGAGAUGAGAGAAACGAGAAGCAACGGCCUUCUGCACCGAGAACUUCAGCCACGCAUCGACCGUCACCGGCGUCUUAUCCGAGCCUGUGACGUCAUUCCAAGAAAGAGGAGAUGCACGACGAACAAUUCACACAGCUGGCGUUGGCCUUGUGUGUGGCACUUCUUCUAUUUUAUUUUCCCAACUCUUUAGUGCAACGUCCUUCAGAAAAAGCCGCGUAGUUAGGGAAAGUUAGCUAGCAAGGAGCGUCACGUCAGAGUUUUCAAUAUAUCAUCAAGUCAGCAGGCGUUCAAGUGAAGUAAAGGCUAGGGGAACUAAACUGUCUUUUCUAGAAUCACAAUGCGCAAUUCAUCUUUUUAUUGCGCACCAAUCUAUCCGACCACAUUCAUCUGAAUCCGAGCUGUUGCAGCGAUGGCUGUCAUCAUUCUCAAAUGCUACAUGUCGGCGACUGCAGAGAUCAGAAAAAUAUUACGUCGCUGACGCCAUGUUUAGCACCCCUGUCCUUUUCUUACGUAGAGAAGCGUCCUGGAGGAUGCACAUGUAUAUCGAUACGCAAUGUACGCAACUUUACCAUUUCUUUAGCGCUUGUGUGCUCCUAGAUUACGUAUCUAUGCACCAGUCACUUAUAUUAGCUAAUUUUCGUGACGUCAGCGAGAGGCGAGGUCAUUUCAGACAAUUUCAACGCCUCUUGGAAACGGUCCUUUGCGAUUGGCCUGAAAGGUUUGCUAGUAUACUAAUAUGCGUGGUGUUCGGAUGGCUGAAUUUUUCAAGAACAAUGUGUACGAUGGGCAAAUUAAGAGUUUUGCCAGUGGUGCUUGUGAUGAGUACAGAGGUGACUACGUGCCGAGCGCACUUGUAGCUUGUCUUAUAUCAUAUAUAUUCGCCGUCUGAGCGACUUUCAUCCUCUAUGUCGCUAAGAGCGCGAAUUUACACUAUCUAGUUUGUUAUGUAUACACGCAUACCUUAUGUAUAGAAACACGGCAUACGCUAUAGUGUAAAUGGCAGAAAUUUAUGUGAUAUUUCGUACAUAGGACCCAAUACAUAGCGCAACGCUUUUACUCCGAUGAUCUUAUCGAUGCAGACUUUUUGUCAAAGGACUCCGCUCUUACCAGCUUUUUAUCAGUAGAAUUACGCGCGAUGCUCCACCCGCCUUAUUACCAAUAACGGUUGACCGUGAACGGUGAAUGAUAAGACAUGAAUACUGAUACUAUAGUCCUUAGAUCGUAGUGACACUAACUUGUUUCGCUCCAUAGCUGGUUUGUACAUACCUUCCAUCCAUUUAUUGUAAUCAUUUUUUGCACCUGCCCAAAAACAAUGAAUAAGACAACGCCCGGAAGAAAACUCUUGCUCGCAUUUCAGAGGUCGAAUUCAACGUUGACCAGUUUCGAUGACACCAAAUUAACGAUACGUUAAUAAUUAAUCGCGUUGAGGGAAGAAAUACAGAAAUUCAUUUCGGUGUGGACCUCCGAAUCUUGUCUGACUCAACAGACCACGAGUUGAGUAACUUAGAAUAGUCCUUAAUUCGUUAGCAAAUGUCGUUAAUUAAAAAAUGGUACAUCUUAAUCAUCAUUUUGAUAACAAUAACGCAUCCUGCACCAUGCUUAUUACGUGUUUAAACCCCUGGUUCACUAAAUCAGGCACAAAGCAACUCGUAAACUUGACGUGGCUGAAAGACACCCCAUUCGUUUAUGUCAUGUGUCACGUCAUAUUGGUCAUUUGCCCAUAAUUGUCCGUGAUACUUUUGUAUCAUUCACUCUUAUAUAGUUUGAAGGACUGUUUGUUCCAUAAAACAAUCGAUUAACAACGACUCGGCUUGCUUAUCAUCGGUGUAGCCAUUUACAUCUUCUAAGCGAAGCAGGUUGAAAUACAGAUGAGUGGAAGGCAUUCAUUGGCCAACGCACACGAUGUCCAUCGUAAAAGCUAGAUUGCACGAAGCAACGACCAUAAUAACAAUAAAAAAUCCGCGCUGAUUAGAUUCGUUUAAAAAGCGGGAAAUUUUACCUUCUUAAACAACAUUCUCUCCAAUGUUUUAUUAUCAAGCCUUCAGACAAAGUUCAUAUGACUAAGGCGGGUCACGUGGCUUGUUUUUGCUUUAAGUUGAAAUUGACCAAUCUAGGCCAUAUAUUGUAAUAGUUUAGUCAUUCAAUUUGCGUCAUUCGAACUCCCGUAAGUACUAAAAUAAAUAGGCUUUUUCAUGUGAAAAAAAUAUCCAGAAAUGCACACAAGACGGCCUCUCGCGUGUGAUUCCCAAACACGUUUAGAAAGAAUGCUGCGCCUAAAAAGUCCUGGAGAGAGUUACAGAAGACAACGGAAAAUGAAAUUAGGAGUGGCCAGUAACGGCUUUGUGCCAAGCCUAAUAUUUACCCCAGCUGACUGCUCUCUCGAACUCGGGGGCGGAAACUCUUGAGUGCGCAGCGCAGGCGGAUAUAUUUAGCAUUCGCGACAAUAAAAAUGGCCGAACAAAAGUGUGCCACAAAGAAGGCAACCGAAUGUUAUGGGCUCCACGACUUAGCCCAAUUUCUUUGCAUACACGACCUUACUACUAAACAGGGAUCUUUCUGCUUCGCCUAUUACUGGGGGCAGCAAUUAUGGCGUGCAGGACGCAGCGUCUUAUCGAUACGCCUGACCUUCUAUAAACACAGAGUAUUAGUUUUAUGGUUAACCGCCCUACCUUUCUUUUCUUUUGUCUCCAUCCAGUGCCUGACGUCUGUGAUGCCGUGAUCUGCAUGUUGUAAGACCGGAAUACACUUUUCCGAGCAUUGUCGAGUAGCGACAACGUUGAUCUCAUCCGCCAUCUUGUCGGCUAUGAUUGGCUCAAAGCGCUGCCGCGGCAUCUCCAAUUGGCUCAAACGAACGCCUGAGUAGGCAAUUCAGCAGAGUGCGAAAUCCCACCAUGCGUGCAGUAUCUUAGGCGUGCGCUGGUUCCUUUUCAAGACAUGAGGGGGGAGGGGGUGAUGGCUGAACGCAACGCCCCUCUCCCUAAUGAGUUAACAUGAGGCAUACUUUGCGGAGUUUGCGCCCCCUUAGGUGAGUGAGUGGCAACCACCCCUUCGCUCUCCCUCCCCCGUACGUGCGCCCAUGUGCAGGAUAGAACGCAAAGCUGGCCUAGCUGCGGUGUGGUUCCCCAGGUAAAGGACAGUGCAUCAAAACAGAGCAUAGAACGGGAAACAACACAGCGCUCGUUCUCUA
Messenger RNA from Rhipicephalus microplus (southern cattle tick), 4124 nucleotides. RefSeq names its product trp-interacting inaF-D (gene inaF-D). NCBI's taxonomy places the organism in Eukaryota, Metazoa, Arthropoda, Arachnida, Ixodida, Ixodidae. The record is from RefSeq and is a predicted model, not a curated record.